Micropterus salmoides (largemouth bass) is the source of this 4806-nucleotide messenger RNA. Its product is annotated as gamma-aminobutyric acid receptor subunit gamma-3-like. NCBI's taxonomy places the organism in Eukaryota, Metazoa, Chordata, Actinopteri, Centrarchiformes, Centrarchidae. Gene Ontology annotation, biological process: synaptic transmission, GABAergic; chloride transport; regulation of postsynaptic membrane potential. Bases 215 to 1222 code for a protein of 335 amino acids. The transcript has 7 exons. Gene Ontology annotation, molecular function: GABA-A receptor activity; GABA-gated chloride ion channel activity; inhibitory extracellular ligand-gated monoatomic ion channel activity. The record is from RefSeq and is a predicted model, not a curated record. Gene Ontology annotation, cellular component: dendrite membrane; GABA-A receptor complex; synapse.
AACAAACACAUUAUCAGCUCCUCCAGAAGGACUAGACAGAGACUGCUCAGCACACACACCCCUCACCCGGCACAUCUUUCUGCCUCUCUACUGCUUUAAAAAGGAUUGUCAGAUCAGUAUAUUGACUCUACUUUUCUCUCACUAGGAGUACCAGAUCGAUAUUAUCUUCGCCCAGACCUGGGUGGACACCCGUCUGCAGUAUAACAGCAGCAGCAUGAAGAUCCUAACCCUCAACAGCAAUAUGGUCGGCUUGAUCUGGCUGCCCGACACCAUCUUUAGGAAUUCCAAGAACGCAGACUCUCACUGGAUAACGACGCCCAAUCAGCUGCUCAGGAUCUUCAACAAUGGAAAAAUACUUUAUACACUGAGGAUGACCAUCAACGCAGAAUGCCAGCUGCAGCUUCAUAAUUUCCCAAUGGACGAACACUCCUGUCCUCUCGUCUUCUCCAGCUAUGGCUACCCCCGAGAUGAGAUUGUGUACAAGUGGAAGCGAAACUCAGUGGAGACGUCGGACCAGAAAUACUGGAGGCUUUACCAGUUUGAUUUCAUGGGGCUCAGAAACACCACAGAUGUGCUCUCGACAACAGCAGGUGACUAUGUGUUGAUGACAGUGUACUUUGACCUCAGCAGAAGGAUGGGAUACUUCACCAUCCAGACCUACAUCCCCUGUAUCCUGACUGUGGUCCUCUCCUGGGUCUCCUUCUGGAUCAAGAGCGAUGCCACGCCUGCAAGGACGGCCCUAGGUAUCACCACAGUGCUGACUAUGACCACCCUGAGCACAGUCGCCAGGAACUCGCUACCUAGAGUGUCUUAUGUGACGGCCAUGGACCUGUUUGUCACAGUCUGCUUCCUAUUCGUCUUCGCUGCCAUGAUCGAGUAUGCCAUGCUCAACUACUACUCCUACAUUGUACGCAGACCUCCUGCCAAGACACAGAGAAUGGCCUAUUCAUCUUUCAACAUGGGUCACACUCCACGGCCCAUGAUGCCCAUGGGCAACUCCCUGUUCUGGCACGACUACGAUGACAACUGCCUGUAUGAGUGCCUGGACGGGAAAGACUGCAAGAGCUUCUUCUGCUGCUACGAGGAGUGUAAAGAAGGCGGCUGGAAGAAAGGACGGAUCCACGUCAACAUCCGCGAGCUGGAUUCCUACUCCCGGGUUUUCUUCCCCACCUCCUUCUUGCUCUUCAACAUAGUCUACUGGGUCAGCUACCUCUACCUCUAGUUGGUCUCGGGCUGUGAUCCGUGGGCCCUUCUAAGAUAGCCGCAGUCCCCGCCACUUGGCAACGUGGAUUGAGAUUUAAGGUCAAAACUAAGCGUGGAGGAUCUGCUCUGUGGGAAUUGUGGAAAACAUGCUGCCUGUGGAGGGGUAUGACUAAAAAAUACAUGUGUGCAGUGGUGCACAGUGGAAAGGCCAUGAUACUUUGAGCAGUGGCACUCAAAGGAGAAUAAAACGCUCAGCAGUGGAACAACAAGACGCUGGCAUUAACUUCAAUGGAUAGGUCCCCUUUAUGACUCUCCGAGAAACCAAACAACAGACAGCUGCGACUUGAGGGAUGUUUGGGGACGGGGUUGCAUUGCUGAAUCUUGGUCUUUGAGAUGGUGAAGCACCCAUAGUGCCUUCUUUAGAAAGGGUGCAGUACCGAGAUACGCAGCUUCAGAGUUCCAUCCAUUAUCGUUAUUACCUCAUGCACCACACCGCUGCAUGCUGAGCUGUUUAUUCUUUGACAAACCUGGAACACCACCACUGGAGAUGUUUAAAACUAACACUCCCCACUCAUUUUGUAGCACAUUAGUUUUAGUUGUACCUUAGAAUUAGUUCUUUUUUCUAAUAUAGUAAUGUUUUCUUAUUAUUAUUCCUAUUAUUAUUAGAAUUUGUUGGAUUUUCACAGCAAGUCAACUAGCUCACACAUCAGUAGUUAAUUGUUGAAUAUGAGUUAAUGUCAGGGGCAGUGGUUGUCUGGUAAAGUCUUGUUUAUUAAGUCAGUGAGCUUUUGUUCAUGAUGCUUUAUGACCAAGUGAUGCAGUUUACAGUAGAUGCCAAGAAGAUCUGGGUUUUAUAAUGAAUACCGGGUUAUUUUCUUACACAUAAAAUGUAUAAGAACUGCAUAAAUACAUCCCAGUCUACUAAUACUAAAGUGUUAAUCUCAUCCUUGGGCAUAUUGUACUGUAUGUAUGUUACAGUACAUGAAUAAACAGAUUAGGGUUUGAACAGUGUUGUUUUCUUCCUAACAACAGCUAUAUGAACACAGUUUCCCAUUUUAUUUUACAUACUUUCAUUCUUAUUUAUAUAGAUAUAGGGCUGGUUGGAUACCCUGGCUUAAAGGAAAAGUUCAACAUUUAAUAUAAUAAACAGUGGCCAGAGCCUUUUUACAUGAGUGGCAGAGAACUUUAUUUGGUAGACUUAUUUUAAAGAUAGGGUUUUAUUUCUUAUUUCCCCUGUUCCUUGGUUGAUGCAAACUCACAACCUCUUCCAUGUUUACCUUUUUACAUGAUAACGUCAGUAUAAAGUCCAUUUCCACGGCACUAAUUCCAUCAGUACAGCGAGAUAUAUGUGAGAAAAUCCACUUUUCCUUAUUCCUAAACAAUUUUAACUGCCAUAAAUUAAACUCAGUGCUUCCUCCAGAAUCUUCACAUUAAAAGUACUGCAGCCUUCCUCUUGUAGGAUGUGAAAAAAACAUCAGGAAGCUUUAUUGACGGUAACUUAAGAAAGAUCAGGAGUACAGAAAAGAAGAAACAACUAUGAAAACAUUAUUUCUGUUAAAGAGAAACUCAAGAGCAGCAGAGUGGUGAGUAAUAUGACUCUGUUGUACUGAUGGAAUAAGUGCUUUCACUUGCCUGUGUUUUCUAAUUCUCUAGUCUCUAUUAUUUGAGAUUGACAUUAUUUGAAUACCAGCUUUUAAAUGAGAAUUUACUACAUUUACUUUCUUACCAAGGGUUAGUCGAGAAGAUUGAUGCCACUCUCACGUCUGUAUGCUUAUGAUGAAGCUGUCAUCGGCAUGGCUAACAUAACUUGGUAAAAAGACUAGAAACAGGGAACACUUCAGGUUUUUGUAUUUAAAAAAAGAAAUAUAAUGUGUUAAUUAGUGAACUUGAGACAUGCUAUUAGGCUACAUAUGCACAGUGCCAGGCUAGCUGUUUCCGGUCUUUGUGCUAAGCUAAUUUAGCUGGCUUUAACUUUAUAGCAUACAGACAUUAGAGUGGUAUCAUGACUGUCAUCUAACUCUUGCCAAGAAAAGGAGUAAGCAUAUUUCUCAAAAUACUUACCACAGAGACAUUUCAUCAGCAGUAGUUUUAACAGAGAGUCAGCUCAGUAUAUAUACCGUAUAUUAGAUAUUGGCACAAAAUGAGCUGCAGAAAUAUUAGCUUUGGCGACAAGCCUCUAGAAGCCUAAUGCACAUACAAACACAUACUGUACAUGGCCUAUUUAUUUUGAAUUAGAGUCAUUCCAUCUAGAUUCAGAAGUAGAGCUUGAGUAUAGGAGAUUGGAGUCCAGAUGAAAGCUUACAUUUUUCUGAUGUCCUGCCGUAUGUAGGACCUAAAGGCAAAUUUUCAUGUGCCUAGCUGGCAAUGAUCACAGGUGCUGUAAAAUAAGUUCUACAUAUUGUCAGACUCCAUACACUCACAUACUGUACACAGAGUGGUAUUGAAAAAUGGAUGAUCCAGGAGGAUUUUUCAUGACUCUUGAUGGAGUCUCACAUUCUCUGCUCAAACAUGUAAAAUUUAUGCCAAAUUUGGAGGCAUAUGGACACAUGAGUGCAUAAAAGAACAACACAGUGAUGGACGGUACCGGUGGUGUUAGACACAUUUUGGUUUUGUUUGCUGUUCUAUGGUGUUUUUUGCAGUCGUUUGGCUUUGUAGAACAAUCAAAACCCUCUUUUCCCUCCUCCUCCCCCAACACACACACACUCACACACACACUCACUUUUUCCCCAGUAUUUGUAUGUUCAGAGAAAAGCUUUUAUGUAAGAUGUAUCUAAUUAAUGUUUCUAUUUUCAUACAGUUAUAUUUGGAAUGUAAGUUAGGCCAGUAGUGAGGCCUGAGUCAAUCUGGUUCCAGUUCAGUCAGUUCAAGCAGCCUAAAUGAGUUUAUAUUUAGGGGGUCCUGCAUAUUCAUUUGUGUCCUGUCCAGAGGUUUGUAAUAACAAAUGAAAUCGGAUCGAGUGAUGCUAGAGAAACAGCAGAAGGGCUGUUACCUGCUGAUGCAUUAGCUCAUAUGAGACAGUGAAAUUUUAUUAGUAUUGCGAACUUAGAUCUAUCUCUCUAUCUAUGAACUGACUGAAUUGAACAGAGCUUGGCCCACACCGCAGUAAACUCUCCUCACCUCUGAUAUUUCUACUACACUUUAUAAGUGUCUUAGUCCAUUGAGAUACUUCAAUAAAAACAAAAUCACUAUUUUCUACAUCUUAACGAAAAUCACCUGUGUGUUUCAACUGACUGGGACCUGUAUUUAUAAAGCCUCUUUAGAGUCAGAGUACCAACUCAGGAUCAGCACUGGCGAGCAUAAUGAACUUACUCAAGAGCCAAUUCCGGAGACCUCCUCAUCACCCCCAUUAAAGUUUCCCGCAGCUUCUCUGAAAAGCGGAGCAUCGGUCGCACCGACGUGUCAGAAAAUCAUGUAUUACUCCUACUGCGAAACCAAUUUUGUUUUGAUUGUCAAUGAGGUCUCUGGAGGGCGGGGCUGUUUAAAAAAAGCCACUCUGAUCUUGGAUCAGCACUCCAGGGGGAAAUAUUUUAUGAAAACAGGAUCUAGAGUGAAAAUAGGUAUCUUUUUUCUAGUGCGUGGUACAUUGCUUAUAUUAAUAAAUAA